Kuraishia capsulata CBS 1993 is the source of this 2979-nucleotide messenger RNA. RefSeq lists its product as uncharacterized. Bases 1 to 2979 code for a protein of 992 amino acids. The transcript is spliced from 2 exons. Gene Ontology annotation, cellular component: cytosol; U4/U6 x U5 tri-snRNP complex; U2-type catalytic step 2 spliceosome. The record is from RefSeq and is a predicted model, not a curated record. Gene Ontology annotation, biological process: mRNA splicing, via spliceosome. Gene Ontology annotation, molecular function: translation elongation factor activity; GTP binding; GTPase activity. NCBI's taxonomy places the organism in Eukaryota, Fungi, Ascomycota, Pichiomycetes, Pichiales, Pichiaceae.
AUGGACGAGGAUGAUUUAUAUGACGAAUUUGGUAAUCUCAUCAACGAGCCUGUAGAUUCAGAAGCAUCUUCAGCAAGUGAUAGCGAAGAGGAAGUUCUAGGCCAGACAAAUGGCAAACAUCCCAAAUCCGGCAGCGAUGAUUCUGAAAACGAUGAUGCCAUGGAAGAAGUGGAGUCUUCCACCGUGGCUCUCUACGAGGACAAGCAGUUCUACCCAUCCAUGAGCGAGACUUUUGGACCAGAUGUUGAGACCAUAAUAGCAACCUCUGAUGAACAAGACAUAAACGUGCCGAUUGUGGCACCUAUUGAAGAGAAGGUGUUCAAGAUUGAGGAGAAAGAACUGCCAACCACCACCUACUCGAAAGAGUACAUGGUCAACAUAUCGAAUAUCCCAUCAAGAGUACGCAACAUAGUUCUUGCAGGAAACCUCCAUACGGGCAAGACAUCAUUGGUCGAUGCUCUGAUAGCAGAAACUCAUGAUUUGAAAUUGAGCAAGAGCUUGAAAACGUUCAAGCCGCCUCGUUACACAGACAAUCAUAUCCUCGAAGUUGAAAGAGGAUGCUCUGUCAAGAUGACCCCUGUUACUCUCCUACUAGAAGAUCUUUCUGACGCUUCUAUGGUUGUGAACAUUAUGGAUGCGCCUGGUCAUGUCAACUUUAGCGAUGAGUUGGCUGUUGCUGCUAGACUGGCAGAUUCUGUGGUUUUAGUUAUAGACGUGGUGGAGGGCCUUCAACGAGGCGAGGAGAUUGCAAUUGAACAUGCCUUGCAACACAAACUGCCCAUAUUAUUGGUCAUCAACAAGAUUGAUAGACUUGUGCUGGAGCUGAGAAUUCCUCCGGCAGAUGCCUAUCUCAAAAUUCGUCACACGAUUGACGAGGUUAAUGAACACAUUCAAAAGUCGGGCUUUUUGAGCUCUUAUCCUCACAACGCUCUCAUAUCUCCUUCAUUAGGAAAUGUGUGCUUUGCAUCAUCCACACUACAAUUUUGUUUCAGUUUGAGGAGUUUUGCUAAGCUCUACAAUGAGAGACUGGGGGUUCAAGUGGAUACAGAUGCCUUUGCCAAACGGCUGUGGGGUGAUGUCUAUUAUGAAGCAACCACUAGGAGAUUCACAAAGAAACCUGCCAACACUGGAUCCUUGGAGAGAAGUUUUGUGAGCUUCAUAUUGAAACCACUCUACAAGGUCAUAACCAUCUCUCUCUCUAAGGACCCAAAGGAGCUCAACAGGUUUUUGAAAAAGUCGCUUAAUAUCAACUCUAUUCCUAAGGCUACUUUGGAGUUAGAUCCCCAGAUAUUCCUGAAAGAUAUCUGUGGUGCUUUUUUUGGAAGAUUUUCAGCAGCACUAGUUGAUAUGAUCGAGAAGCAUGCUCCAUCACCAGAGGAAGCUGCUUCGUACAAGUUAUCGGAUACUUACACGGGUCCUGAGUCUGGAAUUGUAUCCCGGAAUGUUCUCAAAUGUGAUCCAGAGGGACCGCUGAUUGCGUAUGUUGCAAAGCUUGUUGACACAAGUGAUGCGGAGAGAUUCUAUGCUGUUGUAAGAGUGUUAUCAGGGACUUUGAAGGCGAACUCGCAGAUUGUGUUAUUGGGGGAGACCUAUACCGAUGAUUUUGACGAGGAUCUCAAGGACCAAGAUGCGAAGAAAACGUUUUACAAUGUUGGUAGAUACAAAAUUCCAGUUGCUGGAAUUCCUGCUGGUUCCAUUGGUCUCGUUUCUGGACGCGAUAUAGACUCGUUCAUCACUAAGACUGCCACCAUCUACGACAUGGAUGGCAUAAUGUCGGAUGAAGAGCCCAUUUUCAUCUUUAAACCACUCAACUACAUAUUCAAGCCAGUGCUGAAAGUUGCCAUUCAGCCUGUGAAUCCAUCAGACCUUCCAAAGUUCACUGCUGGACUGAAAAAGAUCAACCGGUCAUAUGUUGGAUGUGAAGUGCGUGUGGAGGAAAGCGGUGAGCACGUUGUUCUUGGAUCCGGUGAGCUAUACAUGGAUUGCCUUCUUCAUGAUCUCAGGAAGCUGUACACCGAUAUUGAAAUCAAAGUGAGCGACCCAAUGACCAAGCUUGCAGAAACAUGUGUUGAGUCAUCUUUUGUCAAGAUCACGGUGGAUUCCAGUAACAAAAAGAACAAAAUGUCGAUUAUUGCAGAGCCCUUGGAUCCAAAAAUUGGUGAAGACAUUGAAAAUGGCAAAAUUUCUCAGUCCCAACCUACAAGGGAGAUCUCCAAGUUUUUCAGAAACGAGUACGGUUGGGAUUCCCUUGCAGCGAGGUCUAUUUGGGCGUUUGGUUCUGACGAGAAUGGCUCAACCAUACUGCUUGAUGACACUUUACCCGACGAAGUUGAUAAAAAGAGACUGAAUCAGGUGAAGGAUUUCAUUAUCCAAGGCUUCAAAUGGGCCACCAGGGAGGGACCUUUAUGUGACGAGCCCAUUCGUUACGUUGCGUUUAAGAUAAUGAGCAUAGAUCUCUCUCCAAACUCAAUUGAGUCCAAUGGAGCCCAGAUCAUUCAGAUGACCAGAAACGCAUGCUAUGCAGCAUUGAUGACUAGUUCUCCGAAGCUCCUGGAACCGGUCUAUCAGGUAGACAUAACUUGCACCACUACUGUGGCCGAAAAGCUUUCAGGAUUUUUGGACAAAAGACGUGGGUCGAUCGUGAGAGAUUACCCAAUAGGUGGUACGCCAUUGUACAAAGUUAUAGGUUACGUUCCAGUGAUAGACUCUGUUGGUCUGGAGACGGAUAUCAGACUCCUAACUCAAGGACAGGCUAUGUGUCUCUUCACCUUUGAAAAAUGGCAAUUGGUCCCAGGAAAUCCUUUGGAUAGGGACGCUUUUAUACCGGUGUUGAAACGUGCGCCAGUGCAAUCGUUGGCCAGAGACUUCACCACCAAAACGAGAAAGAGGAAGGGAAUUGACGGCGAACCAAGCCUGGAGAAAUACAUAGACGAGGAACUCAUCAUCAAGCUGAAGGAAAGUGGUAUUAUCGAUGGAUGA